UUCCUAGUUAAAAUAAAAAUAAAAUCUAAUAAUAUACGGAUGCCAAAAACCCGGUAGAAUUUGUCUGAAGUACAAAUUCUACAAUGUUUCGGAGAAUAGAAAGUCUCAAUUAUAUAAACCCUAUAAAAAGCAAAAACCUAAGCUACACAUACAUUGACGUUACCUUUGCACAUUGCAGCGAGAGAAAUCUACCUUCUAACAACUCAUUGUGGGUAGUAAUUAUUCAUUCAUUAUUGCCAUCUAACACAUUAAGCAAAUCCAAUUAGCUAGUUCUCUUCCUUUUAGUAUAUGAUAACUAUAUUAUAUGUAAUAUUGAUACAAGAGAUGAAUAAAAACAUGAGUAUGUCUAUAGUACCAAUGAUGUCUAUAGUACCAAUGAUGUUGAUGAUAUCUUUAUUCAUUAAUUCACCAACCAAAGCAGAAGUACCACAGGACUUAUUCAUCCUAGCAGGGCAGAGCAACAUGGCAGGCCGCGGCGGUGUCGUAGGACGGAGUUGGGACGGGUUUGUACCACAUAUGUGCCAACCUAGCCCAAAUAUCCUCAGCCUCAGUGCACAGGAGUAUUGGGUGCCUGCACAUGAACCACUUCAUUCCGAUAUCGAUUUUAAAAAGACUUGUGGUGUAGGCCCUGGCAUGGCCUUUGCCAACUCUGUGCGAUCACUUGGUGGGUCAAAAAUUGGAGUCGUGGGUUUAGUACCGUGUGCAGUGGGCGGGACAAAGAUUAGUGAGUGGGCUAGAGGAAGUGUCUUGUACAAUCAGAUGGUAACACGAGCUAAAGUGGGAUUGCGAGAAGGUGGAAUAAUUCGUGCAGUGUUGUGGUAUCAAGGAGAGAGUGAUACUGUAAAUGUUGAGGAUGCUCGUGCUUAUAAAGGAAGGAUGGAGAAGUUGAUUGCUGACUUGCGUUCUGAUCUUGAUGACCCUUCUCUGUUAAUCAUACAGGUAGCAUUGGCAUCUGGAGAGGGUAAAUAUGUGGAUAUAGUAAGAGAAGCUCAACUUGGAAUCAAUUUGCCAAAUGUUAGAACUGUGGAUGCGAAGGGGCUACGAACAAAUAUCGAUCACUUACACCUUACAACUAUGGCAGAGGCCCAUCUUGGCAUGAUGUUGGCUCGUUCCUUUUUUGAUAUAUUCAAUAGGAGGGACAAAUAGUUCGUUGGUAUAGUUGCAUAAUAAUCCUGUUAGCAGAGUAUACUUUUUUUUGGCAGAAGCAAAGUAUACUUGAAGUUCAU
Beta vulgaris subsp. vulgaris (sugar beet) is the source of this 1226-nucleotide messenger RNA. Its product is annotated as probable carbohydrate esterase At4g34215. The coding region runs from base 289 to 1146 and encodes 285 amino acids. Lineage: Eukaryota; Viridiplantae; Streptophyta; Magnoliopsida; Caryophyllales; Amaranthaceae. The record is from RefSeq and is a predicted model, not a curated record. The transcript has 2 exons.